GUGGCUAGCUGGGCUAGACAUGUCAGACAACUGACAGCAAUGCUAACUUGGCCGCUGUAGUUAGUGAGUUAUCAUAAAGUGUCUCAAAUCUUAAGGAGGCUAUUAUUGGGCACUUAAUCUCUCAAAGUGGCCCGUGUAAAGGGUUGGCCAACCGGUAAAACGUUACGGACCCCGUACCUUUCAUAUCUUAGAACAACUGGUUAGCUAGCGUUAGCUGGCUAGCUGGGGAGCUCCCGAAAAGUAACGUCAGAGCUUGUUUCAUACAGCCAUGUCUGCGGCCGGAGACUUCGGAAACCCUUUGAGAAAAUUUAAGCUGGUCUUUCUCGGGGAACAGAGCGUGGGAAAGACAUCCUUGAUCACCAGGUUCAUGUAUGACAGCUUUGACAACACUUAUCAGGCCACAAUAGGAAUCGAUUUCCUGUCCAAAACCAUGUACCUCGAAGACAGAACAAUUCGGUUGCAGUUGUGGGACACAGCGGGGCAGGAGCGAUUUCGCAGCCUUAUCCCAAGUUAUAUAAGAGACUCUGCUGCCGCUGUUGUAGUGUACGACAUCACAAAUGUCAACUCCUUCCAGCAAACCACAAAAUGGAUAGACGAUGUGAGAACGGAGAGAGGAAGUGAUGUCAUUAUCAUGUUGGUGGGGAACAAGACAGACCUUGCAGAUAAAAGACAGAUAACCACAGAGGAGGGAGAGCAGAGAGCGAAAGAGAUGAAUGUUCUGUUUAUUGAAACAAGUGCAAAGACAGGCUACAAUGUCAAACAGCUUUUCCGUCGCGUGGCAGCGGCCCUUCCUGGCAUGGAUACCACACAGGACAAGAGUAGAGAGGACAUGAUUGACAUAAAGCUGGAGAAGCCACCAGAACUACCUGCCAGUGAAGGAGGCUGUUCCUGCUAAUCCCCUGCAUAUGUCAGUGCUCAUAUAAUUCUCUUACUGGCUAUUUCUAAAACCCAGUCAGGUUUUUUUCUGUAUCUGUCCCUUUUACUUCACCUUCCUUUAUUCCCCAGCCUUAAAAGAAGAACACUACAUCCGUUAUCCGUCAUUGUGGAAACCUGCUCUGUCAUCUGGAACGUUCUGAGAGUCAUUAUUACAUAAACUGAAUAUUUGCACUGUAACAAACAUACUGGUACGUUUAAACAGUAUUUGAAAGCAGAGCUCAGCUUCCUCUUCUGAGCUUCUGUUGUCUGUCAUUUAAAAAAAACAGAUUGGUUUGAUGAGUUUGUCUAAAAAGACGUUUUGAACAAAACCAAAAGAAAUAUGUCUGAUUAAAGUUUGUGUUAUAAAGUGUAAUAUUCAAAAAGUUAAGUACUGCUUUUAGCUUAAUAAGCACAAUGUGAGUGUUUUGAGCAUUUUUUUUUUUUAGUAAUAUUUGUUUUGUUGCAGUUAAUUGGCAAGAAUUCAUUAAUGAAAGGUGUUCUCAAGUUUUUAUUUUUUAACUGCCUGAAAAUGUUUGUGGAAAAAGUUGAAGUAAAUCAAUGAUAUUUAGGGGGGCUCACUUUUUUAUAUUCAUACACAAACACCCACGGUGCAGCUGGAUUAAGGAGCCAGGAGCUCAUUUAAAUGUCUGUGCUUUCUUUGUGGUCCUGGUACCAGAAGAGUUCCGAUUCUCCACACAUACCAGCACAUUACAAUAAGUUAGGACACGGUCACACACCAAAGCACGGUCUCAAACCAGCACAAACAUGACUCACAUCUAACACUAUCAUGUCACCUUUCACAUUACCGUCCUUCCUUCCUCUCUUCCCACACUUGUUCCUUGAAAUGGGUUAUUUUUACCUUGGCUUCCUUUUUCUAUUACCUUUUUAUUUGGUUAGAUGUUUGAUUUUUUUUUUCUAAAGACUACGACUGUCAUAGAUUCAAACUAUUUCUUUGAUGAUAGCAUUCGAGGAUGAUUUUGUCAUUUAUAAAGAGUCAUAAUCAUAAAACUCAGCUUAAAUGUUAGGCUUGGAGGUAAAUGCAUUUUGAAGUUUAAUUUUAGAGGGCUUCCUUGGGUUUAUCUAGUUAAGUUUGGUAUGUUUUACAAACACAAUAAGGACUGCUUUUGCUCAUUUUAUUUUUUUGGCAUUGAUUUUUUGUUAGUGAUGAUUCUACAUAUGUAUUUAAUCCACAAUGACUUGUAAUAUUUAUUUCUAUUGGACUCAUCCUUUCUUUUUUAUGGCUGUUAAUAUCUUCUCUUUUGGUAUGAGUCCUGAAUAUCUAAUAAAAUAUGCAUCUAUCUGGACCACCUUUAACAGAAUCAGUAGAGAGCGUCUGCUGUGCCCUCUAUCAGCUCUACAUGGCAAUUUGAUCAUAAUUAUACUGUGCAAUUUUUGUGUGAAUUAUGGAAGAGUGUCAGGUUUGUUUAGCAUAGUAGUCCUUAACGUUUCUGUCUGGAAUGGUUUUAAAUGAGAGAAUAAAAGAUACUUGUCACUGCU
Messenger RNA from Cheilinus undulatus (humphead wrasse), 2412 nucleotides. It is a transcript of the gene rab6a, whose product is annotated as RAB6A, member RAS oncogene family. Gene Ontology annotation, molecular function: GTPase activity; GTP binding. NCBI's taxonomy places the organism in Eukaryota, Metazoa, Chordata, Actinopteri, Labriformes, Labridae. The transcript has 8 exons. Bases 269 to 895 code for a protein of 208 amino acids. The record is from RefSeq and is a predicted model, not a curated record.